Messenger RNA from Staurois parvus, 1023 nucleotides. NCBI's taxonomy places the organism in Eukaryota, Metazoa, Chordata, Amphibia, Anura, Ranidae. The record is from the annotation of a GenBank genome assembly.
AUGGAGCAGUACAGCCUGUUGGGCCGGAUCGGGGAGGGCGCUCACGGCAUCGUCUUCAAAGCCAAACACAUCGAGACAGGGGAAGCUGUUGCCUUAAAGAAGGUGGCACUGAGAAAGUUGGAAGAGGGUAUCCCAAAUCAAGCCCUACGAGAGAUUAAAGCUCUGCGAGAAAUUGAAGACAACCCAUAUGUAGUUAAACUAAGAGAUAUGUUCCCACAUGGCACAGGGUUUGUGUUGGUCUUUGAGUACAUGCUCUCUGACCUUUCUGAAGUCAUCAGGAACUCUGACCAGCCGCUGACUGAGGCCCAGGUUAAAGGCUACAUGAUGAUGCUGCUGAAAGGGGUCAAGUUCUGCCAUGAGAAUUCCAUCAUGCAUCGAGACCUAAAACCAGCAAAUCUUCUGAUCAGCUCUACCGGCAUCCUGAAGAUUGCCGACUUCGGCCUAGCCCGGGUUUUCUCCAAUGACCAGGGGCGCUUGUACAGUCAUCAAGUAGCCACCCGGUGGUACAGAGCACCCGAACUGCUAUAUGGAGCCCGCAAGUAUGAUGAAGGAGUGGACUUAUGGGCGGUUGGCUGCAUAUUUGGGGAACUCCUGAAUGGCUCUCCUCUCUUUCCCGGGGAGAAUGACAUUGAACAGUUGUGCUGCGUUUUGCGGACUUUGGGGACACCCACUGCUAAAACCUGGCCUGAAAUUACCGAAUUGCCAGAUUAUAACAAGAUCUCAUUCAAGGAGCAUCGCCCUCUCCCUCCUGAGCGUAUCGUGCCUGACACCUCCCCUGAAGCCCUACAGCUUCUUAUGCUCUUCUUGGUAUAUCCAUCCACCCACAGGAUCCGAGCGGCUGAGGCCCUCCUUCACCCAUAUUUCUUCCUUGAACCCCUUCCUGCACACCAUUCCGAGCUGCCCAUCCCCCAGAGAGGAGGAAGAAGAAACCGUCAGCUUCAGAGGGAGUUUCAUACAGAACAGCCUGUGAGUGACAGUCUGCUAGACCCCACACUGCUCAGUGAUUACCUCCAGGGACUCUGA